AGGGCUUGGUUCUCACAACCCAUCGAACACGGCGUGAAUCGCAUUUCAUUUAUCUUUUCUUCACGAACUAGUUCGGAAAAGUUUAUAUAUAUAUAUAGAAAAAUUUUUUUUAAAAAAAUGGUGUCUGUGCAAACUAUUGGAACUAUAGUGUUAAAAUCCUUAAAAUUGGUAAUUAAUUUAAUCAUUUUGAUUCUCUAUCGUACUGGAUAUUCAGGAGAAUUCCUGGGAGUCGGCGGGACAUGGAAUUUAAAUGAAGACAAAAAUCCAGACGCUGAAAUUGUCGCUUCUGGUGUUUUUGUUGGAUUUUUUAUUUACACGGCUGUAAUUCUACUUGGAUUUUGUUUCGGAAGUACAGCAGAAAAACGAAGUCUUACUGAAAUUAUUAUGAACUUUGUUGGAAUGAUUAUGUUUCUUGCUGUUGGUGGAACGGCCCUUCAUUAUUGGCACGGUUAUCAACCAGAACAUAAGUUAAUGUACGACACAACGGAAAGACAGGUCGGAUUGGCGUUGGGUUCUCUUUGUGUUGUGGAAGGAGCUGCGUAUCUGAUUGAUUUAAUUUUAAGUUUCUUACAUUUUGCUAAAGAAGAAUUUGGUGAUGAUCAAAAAUUUAAUUAUUAAGAAAAGCGAAAGUUUCUGAUUGUAAAAAUUAAAUUACUCUUAAAAUUGUUGAAA
Messenger RNA from Leptopilina boulardi, 672 nucleotides. It is a transcript of the gene Ssk, whose product is annotated as protein snakeskin. Gene Ontology annotation, biological process: septate junction assembly. The record is from RefSeq and is a predicted model, not a curated record. NCBI's taxonomy places the organism in Eukaryota, Metazoa, Arthropoda, Insecta, Hymenoptera, Figitidae. The transcript has 4 exons. The coding region runs from base 118 to 618 and encodes 166 amino acids.